Molecule: messenger RNA, 2369 nt
Organism: Loa loa (African eye worm)
Lineage: Eukaryota; Metazoa; Nematoda; Chromadorea; Rhabditida; Onchocercidae
Product: variant SH3 domain-containing protein
Exons: 13
Coding region: 36-2369 (777 amino acids)
Biological process (GO): neuromuscular synaptic transmission
Molecular function (GO): protein binding
Source: RefSeq, a predicted model, not a curated record
AUCAAGCGUUAUCUUGGUACCUCGUCAAUCCAUGCAUGUUUGUAAGCGAUUUUCAGGUAGCAAUAUGUUGUCAAGGUAUUCAGGUCUCGAUCAAAUGCAUAUCGGUGAACAUCAUCAAUUGGUACAAAGUAGCGGUGCUGGUAGUGGUGGUUAAUGAUAGUAGUAGUAGUAGUAGUAACGGUGGUAGUGGUGGUGGUGGUGGUGGUGGUGGUGGUGGUGGUGGUGGUGGUAGUGGUGGUAGUGGUAGUGGUGGAAGUAGUGGAGGUGGUGUACCGGCUAUCAAUAAUCCAUUGCUCAAUAUCACAGGCAAUGGUAAAUUGGGACAUUCUGGUACAACUGGAAUAAAUUAUGAUGGACUGUUGAAAAACUAUCAGACAUCUGGUAUAUUACAUGAGCAAUGGAAAACGCCAAAUCAAUACUAUAUCUUUCAUCCACAUGCGUUGCGUCGUGAUCUAACAAGUACGGAGGAGAAACCGAGUGUUCUCGAGAUGGAACACAAUUAUCUUCUCAAACAUCGUGUACCACCAUGGACGUUAACAUCACAGAAUUCUAGAAAUAGAUUUGAAUAUUAUUUGCGAAAUCGUAGCGAUGAUCGUUCGGGACGCUCAUUAGCAAAUUUUCCUACUCGAACAGGAAAUUUCUUACCAGCUUCGGUUGCACGAGUGCGUACGGAGGAGUUAUGUAGCACAAGGAGUGAACCGGAUCUUCGACCUAUGGCACUUGAUGAUUUCUCUUGCAGGUGGUUUGUGGCUUUAUUUGAUUAUUCGCAUCAUAUGAGUCCAAAUGCAAAUGCACAACAAGAAGAACUAUCCUUUCGAAAACAUCAACUCAUUAAGGUUUUCGGUGACGUUGAUCAGGAUGGUUUUUACACUGGACAGAUUGGUCAUCGUAUCGGUCUUGUCCCGUCGAAUAUGGUUAUCGAAAUUGCCAAAGAUGAUCUGAUGCCACCACAACGACGUCGUUCAGAUGCUGCUACAUCCUUGGAACCGUCUUUACGACGAAUGCGUUGGGGUUCGCUGAAGUCAAGAAGUUACGAUCAUGCUGGUGAUCGUCGACCACCAAGAAGCAGAAUGAUAACAGUGGAUAGUGACCAAUAUCCAUCCAUCGACCGACGUGAUCAUUCGCUACCCAGCAGGUCAGCUGAUUAUUUUGGAAUAUCAUCCAGGCGUAUCCCCGUCGGAGAUUAUCGGCUGCUUUCCGCAAGAAGUGAAUAUGGUGGUAGAGGAGGAAUUGGUGCUACUGGUGAUGAAUACGAUAUGUAUCCACCGAACGGAAGGCAUACGCGUGACUACUAUGGUUACGCACGUGAUCAUAGGCCUCGUGAAACAACAACUGAACGGGAUCGUAGAGAAUAUUACGUGGAUGAAAGGGAUUUAUCGGAACGUGAAAGAGCCGAUUUUUACGAAUCUGAAGGAUCUCGAGACCCUCGGGAACGGGAUAUGCGUGGUUAUCGCGAAAUACGCGAAAGUCGAGACGCGCGAGAUUACCGUGACUUUCGAGAUCCAAAAUACCAGCGUGAACCAAGUAUGACGAGACGAGAGCGGGAUUAUUUGGAGGAACAUGAUGAUCAAAGGACGCGUGAUUACAGGGACUCCCGUGAAUACAGGGAACAACGUGAAGCGGAGUACCGUGAAAUGAGAAAGGAUCGAGAACCAGAUCAAGGUGCUAGGGAUGCAAGAAGUUACGAAAGGAAGACUGAUUAUGGUAGACUGGAAAAGGGUUAUGGAUCGAUGCGAGAAUAUGGAGUUUCAACCGGUGGCGCUCAAUCGUAUUAUCCAUCGGAAACUGAAGAUUCACGGCAUGGUAGAAUGAAUGGUAUAUCUGUGCGGAAAUUUAUAGCUAAAUUUAACUAUGAUUCACGAGAAUUAAGUCCAAAUGUUGAUGCGGAACAGGUUGAGUUGUCAUUUCGUGCUGGUGAUAUUAUCACUGUAUAUGGUGAAAUGGAUGAAGAUGGUUUCUUCAUGGGUGAAUUAAACGGUAUUCGUGGAUUGGUACCAUCAAAUUUCCUCCACACCUCAUCACCAAAUUUAUUGGUACCAGCACCAAUGCCCCAUUAUCAAUCACAACAACAAGCCUCGCAAGUAGUGCCUCCCAUUACAAUUCCAAUUCCAGAGCAGCAAGUAAAACCGAAAGGUGUUGUUUUUCAGGAAAAUGCUAAAAAGUCAUUGCCUGGCCGACAAAGUAGUCAAGUGUCGUCAUCAGGUAAGCCUGUCUCACAAACAUCCAUGAAACCGAAAAGUGGAGCAGCAAGCAGUACCCAAAAGACACUAACAAAGAAACCAAAUGAAUCUGGCUCUAAAUCCAUUCCAAAUGCCAGGAAAACAUCACAGACCGCUAAAAAAGAAGCUACUCCCAAGAAGAAAUCCUGA